CACCGGAAUGGAUGGAUGGUAAAAGUAGUCGAACUGGGAACUGGAGUCGAAAAUGGCAAGUAAGAUGAGUUCAAGUGUACAAACGGAGUUGCGGACAAUAACUGUGGUUAGAGUGCGCGUUAACUUUGGAUAACUCUGCCAGCGGCGCGUUUCAGUGGUGUCCACCUCAGAUCUGCAGCGGUGGAUUGGAGCACACACAGGCUGCACUUUGGAGUAUGAUUUCCUACGUUUGAACGGACAUGCUUCCCGGAAUGCGCUGUUUCUCCUUUUUGCAGCCACGCGUGGUGAUUUCCCCGAGUCAGAUCCUGACUGCAACUGCUGCAAAGCUCCACAGGAGGAGGCAAAGUUAACUUCUAUGAUCAUUUCUAAAGUGUGUUUUCUUCGACUGGGCUGCUAACAAAAGUGGUUGGUUGCAAAACGCAUGUAUGGAAUACUUAUGAACUCCAGCCUGUGAGUGUACAUUGUCCUGAUCCUAAUGUGCUGGUGGAGAAAGUGCACGUCACCGAACUAGAACUCCAUCCAAGCAUGAAAUGUUGGUGCAGCGCCCUGGCACUUCUCCCAUGGGUGCUGGUGGCCUUAGAUGCCCAGCUAAUCUGCUGGCAGGCGCUCCUCCGGUGCAACGAGGAGCCCGAGUGCGACCUCGCAUACAGUCAGUACCUAGCAGCUUGUGAAGGUAACAUCAGAGGCACGAGGAGGCAGUGCCCGAGCCACUGCAUCAACGCGCUGAUCAGGCUCAAUCACACCCGCAGCGGGCCAGACCUGGAGACCUGCGACUGCGCCCAGGACCAGGAGUGCCUCGGCGCCAAGCGAGCCAUAGAGCCGUGUCUCCCCCGCAGACACCCGAGCGAUGCCGGGGGGAUAGGGUGCAUGGAGGCCCGGCAGCGCUGCGAGGAGGACAGCAACUGCCACACCUCCCUCACGGCCUACUUGUCAUACUGCGGGCAGCUGUUCAAUGGCAGGAAGUGCUCCUCCAAGUGUAAAGCCACCAUUCAGCAGAUGCUGUUCAUCCCAAAUGGCAUGCUACUGAACCGCUGUGUUUGUGAUGGGGUGGAGAGGCCUUUCUGUGAAGUGGUAAAGGAGAACAUGAGCAAACUUUGCUCCAUAGGAGACCACAUUGUUAUUUCAGACCAGCCUGAUGAUGACAUCUAUGAGGAUGAAGACUAUGACCCUAAACAUGACAGAGAGGAGGUGUAUAUUGAUCGUUCCUCUGCUUCCCAGAGGUUGCCCAGCUGCAUGACUCUCCUGUUUCUUCCUCUUGCAUGGAUAUUAUUCUGAGACAAUGGCUACUAGACAAUUUGGUUGGAUUUAUAAAUGACAGUGUGAUUCAAAACCUCUGUUCAUUCGAUCCCUACGGGGAGCGAAGAGUCCAGCUGGAGUUGGUAUGGAAUUAGUAAAACUCUUCAGCAUGGCACUAGCUUGCUGGCACAGGAUUCAAACCCAGGUCUGCCGGAUAACGGAGGCUAUUUUUUCACCCCCAGUCCUCCCUGCCAUUUCAUUUUAGUUGCAGGGCGACAGUGAGCACAGUAGUGGUGUGUGUCCUCUCCACAACCGUACAAUUUGCAUAGUAAUUCUUCUCAGAGCACAAAACUGCCUUUUUUGAUUUGUGAUUCAAAUCUUCACAUAGAUGGCCUUAAAGCAAACUGCUCACUUUUUUGCCUGUUGACAAGAAUGUCAAAUAUACUUUGAGGUGAUGAUGAGAGGAAGUGAACCACAGCAGACUGGUUGCAGGGCAUUGCCAAGUUGAGUGCCUUUAAACAGCUCCUGUUUGUUUGGUUUCAAUGGUACUUGGAGUGUGGCUUUAUUAAGACCUUAGACAAACAUUGGACCCAUCCAGUCUCUGUUUGCUCUGCUCUCCAUUUCGGGGGCCUCUACAUUGUUGCAGCAACGACACUUCAAAUAUUUGUGGGAACAGCCAAAGGACAGGCAAGGGUGUGGGAUCAAGUACUGAAAUUAACUGAAGCGCCUCUCCAGCACUCUGUCUGGGGCCCAUCCCCCAUGUGAGAUUGUUUUAUUGAACUUUUCCUGAGACACCCCCCACCCCGUCUUCCUCCUCUCAACUGCCUGCCCCCUUUCACGCCUUUAAAAGACCCCCGACUUUAUUACUGCUUUCACACUGAAGCACCUAGUCAGGAAAGACUGUCUGUUGCUGGUACAAAUGGGUCAAUUUAUCAUAGCGAGAGUUUGUCCACAGCACUGCUCAUUCCACAGAGUGAGUUUACCGCAUAAGUUAGUUUGAUUCACUUUCAGUUAAUUUGGUUGCUGAAUUUGUUUAUGGAACAAAAUCAACUGAAAAUGAGUCACAGGGUUGCAAAUUUGGUUGCUGAAUUUGUUUAUGGAACAAAAUCAACUGAAAAUGAGUCACAGGCCCUGAUUGGACACUGCUUGGCUUUGUCUUAUAUGGCUGAAUUCGAUAUUCAAACUGUGAUUUGCUCAACAAAAUUGUUACAAUAGGUUUCCUUGAGCUCAGCAAACAAAGACAGUACAUUAAGGAUUCAUAUAAAGUCUUAAAAGUUUGGAGAAAUGCUUGAUUUUAGCCAUUAUCUUCUCCAGGUCAGGAAUAUGAUUGCAUUUGAAUAUACUCCUUGAUAAUGCUUGAAUUUUAACAGGAUCUGGUGUUUCAUCUACACAAUCACUGUACACACUCAUGUAAACUAAACAAUCCUGUCCCCAUAUGAGUUUUCUUGUCUCCAGGAGUCUCACACCAGAUGAGCUAAGCUAGCUAAUAGCUAAAUAACUCCUGUCCAGCUGGCAAAAUAAUUGCUGUGGGUAUGAAGGAAUUCUGUAAACAUAAUUUUUCACAAAUUGCAUCUAAAGUAACAAGAUUUGAGGAUAAAAAAAUGUUAUGUUAUGGAUGUAAUAAGAAAAGCAUGACCAAACACAGGGUCACACUCAGCCUUAUUGAAUCUCCAGUUCAGCAACAACAAAUCAAUCAGUGGAUAUAAUAAAGUUACAACAGGAGCAACAACAUACUCACUCAUCAGUCUGGUAUAAACAUACAUCAUACAUAGGCUGAAUGUAUGUUGAUAUUUUGUGUCACAGUGUUUGUUAAAGGAGUGUGAGUGUACUAGGCUACACGUAGAGUGCUUUUAACACACAGGAUUGUACUUUACACAACACAAACUACAAAUGAAACUCUAAUUAAAGCAAAGAGAUUGAGUCCAGUUUACAAAUUUGCUGUACUUUUUGAGCUUGGGCUGGGUAUCGAUCAAACAUGUGGCAGCAAUCUGUUCAAUACCGGUUCCCGAAUUAUGUUUUUUUCUAUAACCAAUUUUAUAAAAUCCAUUUUAACAAAAUGAAAAUAACAUUACAGAACAAAUCUUUGUUUACCCAGCCCUACAGAAGGCUUUUAUUUUGUGUGUUUUGAGACAAAGAACAAUUAAUCACAAUCAUUUUUGGACCUGCUUUGUAUUAUUAUUAUUGAGCAGCAAACAUGGCAAAUGUUACCUGUCCCAUGGUCCACACCAAUGGUCCAGGAAUUUUGAAGCAGCAGUCAUUUCAUUUCAUUCUCAUUAAGCUGUUUAGAAAAAAGGGAAAUUAAAACAAUAUAUUUGUUAUUAUUGAUCACUUGUAAUGAAGCUGCCGAUUUGUGUCUUUGCCACUUGAAAUUGUCUAAACUAAUCUUUUUGUUUUGUUAUGAAGUCUUGAUAAAUGUUGCUAAAUGUUAAAUUAUGAAGCUAGAAUAUGAAGAUUGUGUAUAUAUUUUACAAUUAUAUGCAGUAAAAUGAGCCCACAGUCACUUACAGUUCAAUACAAUAUGAAGACAUAUGUAGGACAGAUUUUGUGCACUCAAAACCUGACAUGAUUUAGUUUUUCAUCUCAUCUUGUGGGAACAUAGCAGUAAACACUUCAGAGCAACGUCUUCCAUGUGGGAGGGUGAGUUUUAUAAUAAAAUGUUUAUGAGCUAAA
Messenger RNA from Centropristis striata (black sea bass), 3906 nucleotides. Its product is annotated as growth arrest-specific protein 1. The transcript has a single exon. The coding region runs from base 526 to 1275 and encodes 249 amino acids. The record is from RefSeq and is a predicted model, not a curated record. Lineage: Eukaryota; Metazoa; Chordata; Actinopteri; Perciformes; Serranidae. Gene Ontology annotation, biological process: regulation of cell cycle.